CCUACCUCCGUCCACAUCCACGUCCACGGCUCGCUUGCGCCCAUGGCGGUCAGCAUCGACGUCCUGGUGCUCAUAGGUUUCGCCUGCGAGUCGCUGCUGUACGGCGCGUACUGCGUGCUGUUUCUCGCGUCACUCUAUGUGCUGUUCUAUGUCUGGGGAUCGCGGGGCACAGACAGGACGGUCGUGGUACUGCAUCUAUGCUUGUUCGUCGCGUGCACGCUGCAUUACGCGCUCGAGUUCAAUCAUUUCUACACAUACUUGGGCACAUCCGGAGUGGUGGGCUUUGCGAAUGAAGACCUUCAUCAGUUUAUUGCCGACUGUGUCGUCUCCGUGGCCGACUUUCUCGGGGACCUCAUUCUCAUCUAUCGCUGCUGGAUCAUUUGGAGCUGUCAAUACUACAUCAUAGUCCUCCCGCUCUUAACCUCAGCUGGCGGCCUCAUUUGCGCAUCCGUAGUAGGAAAGCUCGUCUGGGGAACAACCGGCGCCAACGUCUCCCCGUCCAUCGUCCCGCUCGGCCUGGCAAGCUUCGUCCUCCCCCUUUGCACUAAUGUUAUAGUGACUUCGCUGAUGGUCGGCCGAAUAUGGUACAUGUCCCGUGGUACAGCAGAGCUUUACAAAGUUGCCGGCAGCUCCGCGACCCGGAAAGCCAUCCAUGUCAUGGUGGAGAGUGGUAUGCUGUACUUUGCUGUACAGCUUGUGUUCGUGGUGGUCUAUGGCCUGAACCUCCCUUCGGACGUCAUCAUGAUUGCAAUCGCUGUGCAGACUUAUGGCAUCGCGUCCACCCUCAUCAUCAUCCACGUCGGCCUCGGCUUCUCUUCGGAGCAAACAACGAAUCAAGCAGCUCUCUCCGACAUGGCCUGGGUACCGCCCUCGCAGGUGACAGCGACGCAAAAGCCGACUUUGAGCACCGCUCUGACCGAUGACGACAAUGCCAUUGACGUCGUUGUCGCUCAGUACGACGGGAAGGGCGACACGAGCACGAGCGGAAGCACAGGCAGCAUCGUCAAGUAUGCUUGAUGUGUGCCUGGAAAAUACAUGUCUUGCGCUUGAUGCUGUGGGACGAAUAGCUGUAGCAUAUACCAUAUUGUAUGUAGUGCGCGACUGUCGUGGUAGGCACAUGUACUGACUCAGAAUAUAUACCCGUGAUUAU
Phanerochaete carnosa HHB-10118-sp is the source of this 1150-nucleotide messenger RNA. RefSeq lists its product as uncharacterized. The record is from RefSeq and is a predicted model, not a curated record. NCBI's taxonomy places the organism in Eukaryota, Fungi, Basidiomycota, Agaricomycetes, Polyporales, Phanerochaetaceae. The transcript is spliced from 5 exons. The coding region runs from base 43 to 1017 and encodes 324 amino acids.